Messenger RNA from Cotesia glomerata, 1054 nucleotides. Its product is annotated as nurim homolog. Gene Ontology annotation, cellular component: nuclear membrane. The record is from RefSeq and is a predicted model, not a curated record. Bases 147 to 896 code for a protein of 249 amino acids. The transcript has 3 exons. Lineage: Eukaryota; Metazoa; Arthropoda; Insecta; Hymenoptera; Braconidae.
UACCGGUACAAUGCAUUUUUUAAACUAAGUGAAACAAUUAUUUACUUUAUAAAUAAGUAAUUUUCCGACAAGUUGGCUGUCAUUGCAAGAAAAUUAAUGAGAAAAAGUUUAUUUGUUUUAAUUAAUUGUGUAAAGAAAAAAUAUAAAUGAAGAUGAUGUUCAGAAAUUUAAUCAGCUUAUUAUUAGGAUGCAUUAGUAUUUUUUAUACUAUUUAUGUCGUUUAUUGUUUAAUUUAUUUUAUUUCUAAUCAUAAUCAAAACCAUAAAGCUGUACAAACUUCUGAUGAUAACGCUGAAAGUCUCACAGCUGCGUGGAACAUUUUGAUGAACUUGUAUUUAUUAUUCUUGUUCUUGAUCCAGCACUCGGUGAUGGCUAGUAGAAUUAUUAAGCGCCUGUAUAAAAAAUUGAACAUCUCCGAGUACGAGAGAAGUAUUUACAAUGCAUUGAGUUCAGUGUGUCUGGAUUAUUUGAUGAGAAACUGGAAACCAGUACCCCUGAUUACGCUCUGGGAAGUAAAUACAGAGUCUAACAUGUAUUCAUGGAUUUUAUUUUCUGCUCUACAUCUAUUCGGAUGGCUAAUUAUACUCGGUGGCUGCUGUAUGCUUGAUGUCACCGAGUUGUUGGGGUGGAAACAAAUUUACUGCAAAGUACUUAAUAAGCCUGGAGCAUUAGCUGUUAAGUCAAAGGAGUAUCAAAGGUAUUUAGAUCAUAUGAGGCAUCCUAGUUUCGUUGGAUUCAUUAUUACCUUUUGGAUUCACCCUUACAUGACCAUCGAUCGGUUCUUGUUGUCGUUUAUCAUAACAAUUUAUAUGUUGAUGAUAUGGAAUAUCGACGAAAGCGAUUAUAAAUAUGCGAGCAAUAUUUAUUACAGAGAAAAACAGUACUUCAAAUAUUAAUAGUUGUUUUUUAAAUUAAAUAUUUAUCUGUACCUGAAAUUUCAACGAUCAAAUUUAUAAGGCUAAUUAUUAAUUAUUAAGAGAUAAUGGUGAAUUGAUGAUAAUCAAGUAUUUAGGCUGCAUUCGAAAAUGCUUUCUGUCUAGAUAAAUAACUAAGA